UGUGAGCAUAGUUUAACCGUUUAGGACAGAGAGCACAUCCGCAUCCACUGAAUUAAAGUCGAGGCGACCGUUGUCUCUGCACGUCCUAGACCAAGAUUGCGCGUCGGACCUUACAGCGCGUCGGCUUUGUCUGGUGCCUGGUGGUCUCGUAUGUCCAGGUUUGUCUUUCCCAAAUCGCAGUCCUUAGACCGAGACAGUCGACCAAGAAAAUCCCCAGCAAGACGGCGUGGCCGGGGGAUGCUGGGGGGCAGAUGAUCUGACGGCGAGUCGAAGGAACCUGUGUCACCAUGGGGUGUGCUCACUGUAAGCAGAAGAAGUCCAAAUCAGCGGAGAUCUCCACACAGUCUGCCUGCGAUGCAGCGAUAUCACUGCCCUCCGCCGUGCCUCGCUAUGCCCCAGAGCCCACCCAGGCACCAGUGGGAGGUCUCAUCCCCGACUUCAACAACUACCCCAGCUCCACCAGUUCCGCCCAGCCCUUCGGCUCCUCCGCCUGCUUCCCCUCCAGCACUGCAGUCACAAGAGGAGGUGGCAUCACAGGUGGAGGCGUGACGCUCUUCGUUGCCUUGUAUGAUUAUGAGGCUCGCACCGAGGAUGACCUCUCCUUCCAGAAGGGCGAGAAAUUUCACAUCAUCAACAACACGGAAGGUGACUGGUGGGAAGCUCGCUCUCUUGACACUGGGAAUUCCGGCUACAUCCCCAGCAACUAUGUAGCCCCAGUUGACUCCAUACAGGCAGAGGAGUGGUAUUUUGGGAAGAUGGGGCGGAAGGAUGCAGAGCGGCAACUGCUGGCACAAGGGAAUCCACGCGGGACGUUCCUCAUCCGUGAGAGCGAGACCACCAAGGGUGCAUACUCUCUGUCUAUCCGGGACUGGGAUGAUGGAAAAGGAGAUCAUGUUAAGCAUUAUAAGAUACGCAAGCUGGACAAUGGUGGUUACUACAUCACCACCCGCACACAGUUCGACACUGUGCCCCAGCUGGUGGAGCACUACACUGAGCGUGCUGCAGGCUUGUGCUGUCGAUUGAUUGGCAGCUGUCGUCGGGGAAUGCCCAAGCUGGCGGACCUGUCCGUCAAGACAAAGGACGUGUGGGAGAUUCCGCGAGAGUCUCUCCAGCUCAUUAAGAAGCUGGGGAAUGGGCAGUUUGGGGAAGUGUGGAUGGGAAUGUGGAACGGCACCACAAAGGUGGCGGUGAAGACACUGAAGCCUGGGACGAUGUCUCCAGAGGCCUUCCUGGAGGAAGCUCAGAUUAUGAAGCGCCUUCGUCACGAUAAGCUGGUGCAGCUGUACGCCGUGGUGUCAGAGGAGCCCAUCUACAUCAUCACUGAGUUCAUGAGCCAGGGAAGCUUGCUGGACUUCCUGAAGGAUGGAGAAGGCAGGGCUCUGAAGCUUCCACAGCUAGUGGACAUGGCUGCACAGAUUGCAGCCGGAAUGGCCUACAUAGAAAGGAUGAAUUAUAUCCAUCGGGACCUGCGUGCCGCCAACAUCCUGGUGGGGGACAACCUGGUGUGCAAAAUCGCAGACUUCGGUCUAGCACGACUCAUUGAGGACAACGAGUACACCGCACGACAAGGGGCAAAGUUUCCCAUCAAGUGGACAGCACCUGAGGCGGCACUGUUUGGCAGAUUCACCAUCAAGUCUGACGUCUGGUCCUUCGGCAUCCUCCUCACAGAGCUGAUCACCAAAGGGCGUGUGCCCUACCCAGGGAUGAAUAAUCGGGAGGUGCUGGAGCAGGUGGAGCGGGGGUACCGCAUGCCGUGUCCUGUGGGCUGCCCCGCCUCUCUGCAUGACCUGAUGGUGCAGUGCUGGAGGAAGGAGGCGGAUGAGCGGCACACCUUCGAAUACCUGCAGAGCUUCCUGGAGGACUACUUCACUGCCACCGAGCCCCAGUACCAGCCCGGGGAAAACCUGUGAGGAGGCGCGUGGGGGGGAGGUCGUGUCCCCCCAAACAACAACCUCCGAACUCCCCCCUCAACUCCAAACACCCCCCUCACCUCUGAACUCCCCCCUUGCACAAAAUGCAAUGAAGAGUGCCUUGUGCUCCUAGCAGUUUGGUUCUUUACUCUCAGCCUCAGCCACUGUGAUCUUUCUCUUUCUGCUGCUCCUCAGCUCCCUCCCCCUCUCUCUUUCCUCCUCCUCCCCUCCCCCCAUACCUGCCUUUCCCCUCCGUUCCUCUUUCCUUCUUUUUAUUUCUUCUCACCCAAAACUUUUCUUUAUUUUUCCUGUUUCCCUCUUUCUCUGCCCAAUCCUGCUUGCCCUGUCCCACCAUAAAUCUUUCUCUCUGUCUCUCUCUCUCUCUCUCUCUCUCUCUCUCUCUCUCUCUCUCUCUCUCUGUCUCUCUCUCCCCUCCCUUCCCCCUCCCUCCCUCCCACUCCUGUUUCCUGUUGCCGUAGAGACCUCGAGUCUUGAACAGGCAGCCUCUCUCUUUCUCUCUGCUCCUAUCCAUGGGCACAGAACAAUGGCUACCGAGCCUUCAGAUUUAUUCUUUCUUUUGUUUUCGAUGGACAGACAUUUUCUGGACUCUGUUACUCUGGACUCUGUUGCUGCUCUGAGCUCUGUUGCUCAGGCCUGGCCAGGAAAGAGUGUGGAUGUGAUCUGCAGAGACUGCAGUCAGAGAACUUUCGAGCCUUUCAUGAUAUGUGUCACUUUAUUUCUGCUCUCCUUUAGGUUUUUUUUACUUAAUGUUGGAACUUUCAUGAAUAAGGGUUGGGGGGAGAGGGGGGGGGCAGUCAUACCAUGCUAUAUUUCAAUAGAGGGCUCUUUAUCUGAUCUUUAUCUGUGAUUAAUGUUUAUUUGCUAUUGUAUAAGUGUGAUUAUUAUUUAAUACAUGCUCUUACUGUAGUCUUAUUUGUCCUGCGGCAUUUGUGCUUUAUAACCUCCCAGAAUAGAGAGUCACUGGGGUCAGUGAGCAGGCAAGCUGUAACAGUGCCACAGUGCCUUGCUGUGCCCAGUGCUAUGUGGAUAAACCCAGCUAGCGCAGCAUGUUACUCCAACAGUGCGUAUGGCUGUAACAUUUUCCUUUCUUUUUACCCAAAAACCACAUUGCGCUGUUUUAAAAAAAAUGCAUUUUAAGGACAUUUACAACCUGACAGAACCGCAAGAACUGAAUGACGUACAACUUUGAAUGGCCUAAAAAAAGAUGGAUUUCGCUGACUUGGAACCAUUUCUAACCCUGAAAAGCAUCAUAACUCUGCCUUGUGAUUAUAUGAUGAAGGUGAUUAUCUGAUUUAAUUUGAAGUGUUUGUUUUUUUUUUAAUGCUAAUUGCUGUUAUUUUGUUUCUCCCUGUGGAAGUGAGGCCUUGUGGUCUUGUGGCUCUCAGGUGUACAUUAUGUAAAAGGUUUUUCCAGAGAAA
Messenger RNA from Conger conger (European conger), 3349 nucleotides. RefSeq names its product Yes-related kinase (gene yrk). Gene Ontology annotation, cellular component: extrinsic component of cytoplasmic side of plasma membrane. The coding region runs from base 288 to 1910 and encodes 540 amino acids. Gene Ontology annotation, molecular function: signaling receptor binding; ATP binding; non-membrane spanning protein tyrosine kinase activity. The record is from RefSeq and is a predicted model, not a curated record. Gene Ontology annotation, biological process: cell differentiation; protein phosphorylation; integrin-mediated signaling pathway. The transcript has 13 exons. Lineage: Eukaryota; Metazoa; Chordata; Actinopteri; Anguilliformes; Congridae.